Messenger RNA from Papaver somniferum (opium poppy), 762 nucleotides. RefSeq lists its product as uncharacterized. The transcript has a single exon. The record is from RefSeq and is a predicted model, not a curated record. Lineage: Eukaryota; Viridiplantae; Streptophyta; Magnoliopsida; Ranunculales; Papaveraceae. Bases 1 to 762 code for a protein of 253 amino acids.
AUGUGCAAAUUAUUUCCUGCAAGCUUGGAAGGCGAGGCAAGGAAAUGGUUCUACAACCUCGCACCAGGAACAGUCAACAAUUAUGAGACUCUAGUCAAAGCCUUCCUGGAGACAUAUAUGCACAACAACAGACCUCGGCCCAGGGUCAACAGGUUAUUCACCUUGGCCCGACGGUUCAGAGAACCUCUCAGAUCAUUGACCGAUAGAUUGCGAAAUUUUUGUACAGAGAUUGGGAAAGUACUCGUCGACCAGCAGAUAUUCGGAUUUGAAAACGCACUUGGGAGAUCGAAUCCCAUCUGGGUAGCCAUGUUCACUGAGAAACCACAAAUGUUGAAAGAAAUGAGGAAAAUGCAAGAGCAUUUCAUCGCCCUAGAAGAAAUCCAGGAAGAGUCAAGAGAUAUAGGAGUGCAAGAAGCUAGUUCAGCACCCGAGUCAACGUCGGACGAUACUCAAAUACGGCCCGAGAAGAGACCGAGUCCGCCCGUGCGAGGAAAUGGGAAGAAGGAAUGGAUAGCUAAAGGGAAGAGGCCAAGGAACGAGGCGAGAACGUACACCCCUUUGAAUGCUCCACUAGAAGAAAUAUUCAAAGAAGUCGAAAAAAGGAGUGACAUCAUAUACCCAGCUUCAAGAGGGAUACAGUUCGAAGAGACCAAGGAUCACCCGAAAUAUUGCCAUUAUCAUCAGUAUCGAGGUCACUCUACAAACAACUGUCGAGAAGUGAAAGACAUCGUGCAACACCUUAUCAGAGAUGGUUAUCUGUGA